This is a messenger RNA of Candidula unifasciata, 897 nucleotides long. NCBI's taxonomy places the organism in Eukaryota, Metazoa, Mollusca, Gastropoda, Stylommatophora, Geomitridae. The record is from the annotation of a GenBank genome assembly.
AUGAUGACUAGUGAAUCGCUUGCUUCACAAGCCAGCAACAUGAAAUCAGAUGCAAAGGUACAUUUCCACGAAGCAGAAGAACAUUCUUCCAACUCACCGAGCCCAGCUGCUUCACCCAGCGGCUCUGAUACUGAGUCCCCACCACGUCAUAAAACACUAGCAAGCCUCCUUCGCCGGUCACACAGCCACAACGGCCACACCAGGCAUGAUAUGAGCAAUAAUGCUGCAGACAAGAGGGUUAGAUCUGAUUCCAGUGGCAGCUCUAGCACAUUUGUUGGUCCUUUGUUGACAGUCAGCCCAGCAGAUGAGUUAGUAUUUGAGUCUGGAGAUUCUGCAGAUCCCUUUGAUAUUAUAACUUUGACAAACACCAUGCCUUACCCAGUAGCUUUUAAAGUAAAAACAACAGCCCCAGAGAAGUUCCGAGUUCGACCAAGCUCAGGUCUAAUCAAGCCUCAGAAAACAGAAGAGGUCCACGUUUACCUUAUUUCAGAACCAACAGAGAAUAUCAACAAGGAGAAGUUCCUCAUCAUGGCUGUAAAUACAAAAGGUGAUUGUGUAGAUACCAACCAGCUGUUCAGGGAUUCUCCCAAGGAGUUGAUCAUGCAACACAAGCUGAGAUGCUCUUGUGCUGCACAGAUUCAUUCGCUUGAAAAGAACAUAAAUUCUUCCACUGAUGUUGCAGCAGUGCAGCAGCAGAGACUGGUGGAACAGAUUGAAGCACAGACUCGGCACAUCCAUCGACAGCUGAAGCUGCUGCUGCUGAUCCAGUUCUUGACAGCCUUCUUCCUGCUGCUGUUCGUGCUGUCCUAUUCCUGCUUUGGCGAGGAUGUGUUUACCCGUUUCCUGGCCCUGCCAUUUGACUUUUGUCAUACUUCACAUGGACGCAGAUGCACAUAA